UUUGGAUACUUGGAAUUAGAAAAGACGACCUUGAAAUUCAGACAAGAAGCUGAAGCUAUAAAUACUCCGACAACUUGGAAGUCGAGCAAGAUACAGUUCCAAAACCCAAUAAAAAACCUUAAGCGCAAAUCCUCAUUUUUGUACAAUUCUGCAAAAGGAAUGAGUUUUCUUGCGGGCAGAUUAGCAGGAAAAGAAGCAGCCUUCUUUUUCCAAGAAUCCAAACACGCCGUUAACCGUCUGGCCGAGAAAAACCCCAAGAGCCUCCCAUCCACCCCACCAUCACUCGAGCAAGAAGCUCAAGCUGACGUCCUUCCAGAGGUCCUGAAACAUUCUUUGCCUUCCAGGAUCUUGGGCCAACGGUCUGAUCCUUCAUCUCUCUCGAAGGGCUCCAAGUGGGCCCUCCAUUCUGAUCCAAACAAUGCCUCCAUUUCCUCCCCCGAUGCCAUGAACCCUCUCAGGGCUUACCUUUCUCUGCCCCAGGUAACCUUUGGCCCCAAAAGGUGGGCGUUGCCAAGUACGGAGCAUUCGGUUGUGGCAUCGACGGCUAAUGCAAUGCGGAAGGACAAAUUUAUCCCUAUCAAUCCGGAGAAGUUGAAGGCGGCUGCUGAAGGACUUCAACAAAUUGGAAAAGCUUUUGCGGUUGCAACUGCAAUUGUAUUUGGCGGGGCGACCUUGUUGUUUGGGAUGGCAGCCUCCAAAUUGGAGCUGCACAAUAAACAUAAGGACAGCACAUUUGAUCCCAUCACACAUGAUGCUGUUAUGUGUUAUUCUAAUGAUGAUGACAUGCUUAUCAAAUUAAUAUACCAAUACAAACACUUGCUUCCAAACCAAAUGAGAGUCUUUUCUCAUGUGUUCCAAGUUAGGAAAUGCACUGAAACUGCCCUGCAUUUAGGGAGUGAUGACAUCAGAACAAAAGGGAAAGACCUGGUUCAGCCUAAAUUGGAGAUGAUCAGAGAACAACUUUCCCCCAUAAGAACUUGGGCUGAAAACAUGUCAAAGAAAUGGAACCUAGAAAGGGAGGAAGCGAUUAAAGAAAAACCUAUCAUAAAGGAGCUUUCUAAAAUUUUAGGGGCAAAAACAUCUAAUUGACUUGUGUGUGUAUGUAAAUUUGGAAUCAAUACAAAUCAGACCGCAUCUCAAUAAAUCAAAAGGCCAGAAAAGUUUCCUUACAUCGCCCUUUGAAAUAGCCAUGAAGCACUCAAGUUCGGCUGCAGCAAACAGAUCUAGAUUCAGAAAAUCAUAAGGGCAAGCUGCUUAACCUUAUAGUAGCAGAACACAGGUUACUGACCAUGUAAGGAUUCAGCAGGGACAAGCUGUAUGAGUCAAGAAAAUCUCCAUUGAUUGCUUCAUAAAUCCCUGCUCUUGAAGAAGGCACAAAUUUUUAAGCUGUAUCAUGUCUACAAAUUCAUAUGUUUCACCAUGUUGAAGAAUAUAAUUCAUCUUUUUCUUUCCCC
Messenger RNA from Theobroma cacao (cacao), 1454 nucleotides. Lineage: Eukaryota; Viridiplantae; Streptophyta; Magnoliopsida; Malvales; Malvaceae. The record is from RefSeq and is a predicted model, not a curated record.